Aspergillus pseudotamarii is the source of this 553-nucleotide messenger RNA. RefSeq lists its product as uncharacterized. NCBI's taxonomy places the organism in Eukaryota, Fungi, Ascomycota, Eurotiomycetes, Eurotiales, Aspergillaceae. The transcript has a single exon. The record is from RefSeq and is a predicted model, not a curated record. The coding region runs from base 167 to 325 and encodes 52 amino acids.
UUUCUUUUUUCUUUUCUUUUUUUUUUUUUUUGGUGCUUCUGUGGUUGUGUAUUCCUUUUCCUUGAAAAUAAUUAUCCGACAGCGGCUGUGCUGAAGUUAUAGGAGAUCUGUGAAAAUUAAUAAUUGCGUUCUGGGAUGAGUCAAAUAAUGUCCGCGGAGGUUCACAAUGAUGACCUUGUACCAGACUCAGAAAAGUACCAAGACCAGGGAGCAGCGGGGUCGUCGCGAUCAAAUUGAUAAUAGCUGUCGCUUUAAGUUCUGGAAGGUUUUUGUUCUUCCUUAUUUCUUUUUUUGUUUUAGAAACCUUGCUUUACCUAAACGGUAGUCCGAUUUUAAUUGGGGACUGUCUUGGUAAAUUGAAAGAGGAAAAAGUUAGGCUGGAAAAUGUGGAGAAAAUGAGCUCAGGAAGAGCAAAAGGAACACAACAAACUUAGUGACGAGAGAAGUCAAGUUUCCAAGACCAGGAGAUCCACUGGCGGAAGCGACCAGAACGUGUCUAGAAAGCAGCACGGAAGGAAAAAUAUGCAAAGGAGUCAAGGACCGCGUGAGAAAG